CAGUAACAAGCAUUUAUUGUCUCAUGUCGGCAAAAACUUUAAAAAUCAAACAUUAUUCUUUCAAUACUACAAAUUUCAGAGGUAGAAAUGUGUUCAUCGAACAUCGCUAUUACGCGUGUAAGCCAAAAUGCCGUCCAAAGACAAAUAGCCAACAAAGAAAGAUGAAGCUAACACAAAGUCCAUCGACAAAGAUUUCAUCUCAGAUGGCAUUUCUUCACGGAAUGAAAAAAUACAACUCGAAACGAUGUACUAUGCUUAGGAAAAUUUCACAGGCAGUUUCCAGCAAACAAAGAGAAAACCGGCGAGUACGGCUUGAUAACAGAAUUUCGACAGCGAGGACGAGGCGAUUGCGACCGGUGAUCAAUGCACCCUUCGCCUCGAGCAGGGGUUGCACCGGUGACACCACCUCUACCCCGUCCGGGAAUGCAUUCGCUCUCUUUCUCUGACGACGAGCACGAUUUCU
Molecule: messenger RNA, 463 nt
Organism: Ooceraea biroi (clonal raider ant)
Lineage: Eukaryota; Metazoa; Arthropoda; Insecta; Hymenoptera; Formicidae
Source: RefSeq, a predicted model, not a curated record